AUGAUCGCCGGCCUGCUGCAGUAUCUCCUCCUCGCUCAUGCAAUGGUGGUCGGUAGCGUGCAGCUCCUCACUCGAGACAACUGGCAUGAGCACAUCACGGGCCGUCAUGACUGGUUCAUCAUGUUCUCGCAGCAAGGGUGUCCUCACUGCAAGCGGCUCGAGCCCAUGUGGGAGGCGAUGGAAACGCGGCUGGGCGCGGCGGGCGAGGGCGUGCGAGUCGGCCGCGUCAACGUGUCAACCGACAAUGGUAUCGCGCUGACGUUCGAUGUGGAGCGCUUUCCGACGCUGCUGCUCCUGUCCGCGGACGGCCGCGCCUACGAGUUCCAGGAGCGGCGGCGGAGCCUCCCGCUGCUGUCGGCCUUCGCCACCGGCGGCUACCGAAAUCAGCUCUCUAGUCUGGCCGUGCCGACCACGCUGAGGCCAAACGAGCCACAGUGGUGGCUGCUGCUGCGUUCGCUCUGGAAGCCGCUCAAGCAGACGGUCGUCGUCGCCUUUUCCAUCGCCGCCUGCCUCGCUGGCGGCAUCAAGCUUCUCAUCUACGCCUGCGGGAUUCGAGUGCCGGAGGAGGCGGCGGAGGGCGAGGCGACGAACAAGAAGAAGGCCGGCUGA
Emiliania huxleyi CCMP1516 is the source of this 609-nucleotide messenger RNA. RefSeq lists its product as hypothetical. The transcript is spliced from 2 exons. NCBI's taxonomy places the organism in Eukaryota, Haptophyta, Isochrysidales, Noelaerhabdaceae. The coding region runs from base 1 to 609 and encodes 202 amino acids. Gene Ontology annotation, cellular component: endoplasmic reticulum. The record is from RefSeq and is a predicted model, not a curated record. Gene Ontology annotation, molecular function: protein disulfide isomerase activity.